AUGAAGCCCGUUCUUUGGUUGUCGACCAUCUUCAAUGUCGCAGGGGCCCUUCCCGGCUUCUCCAAUGGCGCUUCAGCUCCUACUGUUGACCUUGGAUAUGCCAAAUAUCAAGGCACGCGUCUUCCGGGAGGAGUGGAUCAAUUCUUGGGUAUGCGCUAUGCAGCUCCUCCAUUGGCAGAUCUCCGAUUCCGAGCACCUCAGGAUCCUGUGAAGAAUAGCACAUUGCAAGCUGCCACCAAGUAUGGACCAAUUUGCAUUGGGGUGGGCCAAGAUGACAACCCUAGUGAAUGGACAGAGGAUUGCCUGUUCAUCAACGUCUUCAAGCCUUCUACAGCCACGGCCAAGUCAAAGCUACCAGUAUGGUUUUUUAUCCAGGGAGGGGGGUAUGCACAGAACUCGAAUGCAAAUUAUAAUGGCACAACUGUCGUGGAGGAGUCCGGACAAGGGCUUGUGUUUGUCACGCUCAACUACAGGGUCGGCGCCUUGGGCUUCCUGGCUAGUGAGGAGGUAAGGAAGAACGGCGACUUGAAUGUGGGUUUGCUAGACCAACGAAAGGCUCUUCAUUGGAUCAAACAGCACAUCGCAUCGUUUGGCGGAGACCCAGACCACAUCGUAAUUCACGGUGUCUCUGCAGGCGCAGGAUCGGUCGCAUUCCAUCUGACUGCAUUUGGAGGUAAAGAUGAGAAGUUAUUUGUCGGCGCCGUGGUUGAAUCAUCGUUUUGGCCCACGCAAAGGACGGUCGCUGAGAUGGAAUUCCAAUAUGACCGAUUCGUUGAUGAGACCGGCUGUUCCAAUGCAAGUGAACCGCUGCAAUGCUUGCGACAAAGCGACAUUGCGACCCUUCAACGUGCCAACACCGCUGCUCCCUUUCCGGGGGGCAGCAGUAGUCCACUUCCCGAUUGGUACUGGUUGCCGGUAACGGAUGGCUCUCUUGUCCCUGAGCUUCUAUAUGAUGCCUUCAAAAAGGGUCAUUUCAUCAAGGUCCCGACCCUGGUGGGUGAUGACACAGACGAAGGCUCGAACUUUGCCUACAACGCCAGUACACGCUCGGACGUGUCGCAGUUCUUCAAGAACAAUUACCCUCACUUAACCGACGCACAGCUGGGAACAAUUCUGGACGCCUAUCCCCAUGGAACCCCCUUACCCAAGCAUGGAGCCUGGUUCAGAACCUCGUCGGAUGCUUACGGGGAUUCGACUUUUACGUGUCCCGGCAACCAUCUCACGGUGUCCGUCGCCAAAUACCUUCCGCAGUCGACAUGGAACUACCGAGUCAAUAUUCUCGAUCAGUCUAAUUUGGCUGGCGGCAUUGGAGUGCCACAUACUUUUGAACUCCCCGCAAUCUUUGGGGCAGGGAGUACCGGGGCCCUUAGUAGCAGCUCCUCAUAUCUCACCUACAACGCGGGCAUUAUCCCGGUGACCAUGCACUAUUUCAUCAGUUUUGCCAUCAAGCUCAAUCCAAAUCCACUGCGAUAUGGCGGUGCGCCCAAGUGGAACACCUGGGGUAGUGGAUCACGCAUGCGGUUGCAGACAAACAGCACCGCCAUGGAGGAGGUGCCUGCAUUGUCGGUGCGGCGCUGCCAGUUGUGGGAGGACCUGAGUGAGACAACCGAGGUGUAG
This is a messenger RNA of Aspergillus saccharolyticus JOP 1030-1, 1617 nucleotides long. RefSeq names its product putative carboxylesterase. Bases 1 to 1617 code for a protein of 538 amino acids. NCBI's taxonomy places the organism in Eukaryota, Fungi, Ascomycota, Eurotiomycetes, Eurotiales, Aspergillaceae. The record is from RefSeq and is a predicted model, not a curated record. The transcript is spliced from 3 exons. Gene Ontology annotation, molecular function: carboxylic ester hydrolase activity.